Dermacentor silvarum is the source of this 2008-nucleotide messenger RNA. RefSeq lists its product as uncharacterized. The transcript has a single exon. The record is from RefSeq and is a predicted model, not a curated record. Bases 176 to 2008 code for a protein of 610 amino acids. Lineage: Eukaryota; Metazoa; Arthropoda; Arachnida; Ixodida; Ixodidae.
GAUACUCGAAAAACAUCCGUGCGUCGAUUUUACGUCAAAUUAUCGCCUCUUGAAGAUCCAAGGUGACGGCUGCCCGGCCAAGCCUAACCGAACGGGAGCGAUCACAGCGUCGGCGGCUAGCCGCCCGCUGUAGCCGAGAGAUAUCUGUUGAGAGAUAAUCCUUGGCAAGGCCAAAAUGGACUCCAUCAAAACCGCCCUGGUCGACGCAGACCCUGAAAACACCCAAACCUCCGAAAGAAUGGAAAUCAACGCCGCAAUCGAAGGUGAAAGCAACGAUACUGACGGCAAUGGGGGAGACUGGUUUACGGUUGCCCGUAAACGCCGACGCGAUGCCAGCCAUCCAACAACUACGACGGGAGAAUCCAAACCACACCGCGCUCCCAAUCAGGCACACGAACGAAAACCACGACUCCCACCACUUCCACCGUCUGACUACAAGAUCGUCUUCCGUCCACGAGACGGCCUCGACUUCAGCAAAUGGCAAUCGCAUCGCGUCGCCCGAGCGGUGCGUCAGGCUGCCCACAUUACUGCAACCGAAUCUGAUGCACUCACACUGAGAAUCCGCAACGAACAGAACCUGGCAGUGGCAAGCAUGCCAAAGGAGGAGCUGGCGGAACGCAUCAGACGGAUCACUAUCCUUCAACUUGGUGGGAAGGAGUACCAAGUAUACGCAUACGUGGCAGCCCCCGACAUGUCCUGCAAGGGAGUUGCCACUGGGAUCGACAGUGAAACUCACCCGGACGAACUAAUGGCUAAUCUACGCUCCCCGCAAGCACCGAUUCUCUUCGCACGCAUGCUCGGAAAGUCGACGGCUGCUCUCAUCACCUUCGACGGGCUGGAAGUCCCAAGAACAAUUUAUUAUUAUGGUGGAGAGCUCCUAUGCCGACCCUACCGACCGCUGUCUCAGGUAUGCAGCAUAUGCCUGAAAACCGGGCACAGGGCGAACAUCUGUCCCACGCCGGAGAGUGCCCGGUGCAAAAACUGCGGACACGAAAACCCAUCGGAGGACCACCAAUGUCAACCGAAGUGUGUGCUGUGUGAAGGCGAUCACCCAGUUACGGACCCAAGCUGUCCAGCCAGGCAGCGCAAGCCCUUCAACAAAUCACAUUUCUUACGUAACGCCGGCUACACCAGUGACGCCAACAACGUUCCCACCACCACCAACCCUGGGACUAGCACCAAUCAACCAAAAACUCCCGGGUCAAAAUCGCCGCCAGCUUCCACGGAGACGAACGUAGACAGAGGCCGAUCACCCCGAAGAUCAACGGACUCAAAGAAACGAGAUAAAUCCAGGGACGCAUCCGCAUCCAGAUCACAAAGCCUACCACGUACAAAGACACCCCGACAUGAACGGCAUGAAGCAGCUACAAACGAGCAAGGGGCGGAAUCACGGUCAACCAUCGACAUGCUGGAGAAGAGCGAGAGGAAAGCGCUCACGAAGGGCCCUGGUACGAAUCCGCCGAAGGUGAGCUGGGCUGAGCGGCUUUCAAAUCCUUCCCCCUUACCUUCUCCCACUGCCACUAAUUUUCCACCCCUUACAACAUGCACACACAAUACUCAUACAGGGCAGGUGCCUCUCACAAAUAACUUCACUACCAACGCCCAGGUGCAGGAAAUGAUUAAUGACAUAGCCCGAACGCUUAGGCAAGAGAUGCGAACAUUAGUAAACGAAAUGGCAAUCACUCUUCGACAGGAAUUACACCAGUUAAAACACGAGUUUCAACAAGAUAGAGAGCGCCUGAGCAACGAAAUGCAACGGGACAGACAGGAACUCAAGGAGAGUUUAUCGCAAGAUAGGCUGGAAAUAAAAGAAGAAAUCAAAACCACCCUGCAACAGAUGUUCAUUGAGCUAACCCAAGAAUUUAGACACCAAAUUCGUGACGAAGUUACUCAGACGGUCGUCCACAACGCCACCCCCAACCGCACCCGUGUUAGUCCGCUCGAGGCAAGAGAAGAUAUCCGGGCGCAUCCUUACGCACGCCCUUCAUCUCAGGCCAGCUUACAAUAA